AUGGACCCCUACGAUACGCUGGGUGUGGACUCGAGUGCGACGCAAGACGAGAUUCGCAGGGCGUAUCGCCGUCUCGCACUACAGCACCACCCCGACAAAGUCAGUGAUGAGUCCCUGCGAGAGAAGAGUGAGAUCAGAUUCAAAGAAAUUGCAGCCGCGUAUGAGCUGCUGAGUGACGAGCAACGGCGCCGCAAUUACGAUCUGUACGGUCAGACUGAUGGAGAGCCCGGCAUGUCGUUUGGCGAGGACGAUUUCGCCAGUUUCUUUCAGCAGUUCAACCAAAACGGGUACGAUGAACCCGCCGCGGGCACUCAAAGGGCGACACGAACGCCCGACGUGCAUGUAACCCUCAAGCUUACUAUGCAAGAGCUUUUCAACGGGCGCACUAUCCGAUUCCAGGCAAAACGCGAUGUCGUGUGUCCGAAAUGUCACGGUGAAGGGUGCCGCAAGAAGGCGGCUCGCAACUUGCCCGCUUGCGAGAGCUGCGGCGGUCAGGGCGUGCGUCAGAACUUGCGGAGAGUCGGACCGGGCUUUGUGACCCGUGAAACUGUCAAGUGUGAACGUUGUCGUGGUACGGGCCGCGUUAUCAAGCCCGAAGACCGAUGCCGGAAAUGCCACGGAAAUCGCACCGUCAGCGAGACAAAGCCUCUCUCCGUUUACGUGCCUCGAGGGUCUCGCCAUGGCGACAAAAUUGUGCUAGAUGAACAGGCCGACGAAGAACCUGGAAAGUCUGUUGGAAAUCUCGUUUUCGACAUCGAAGAAGAUGCGUCGAGCAGCAAUCUAGAGCGCCGCGGCGAUGAUCUGUACACAGAGCUAACGGUAUCACUAGCAGAGGCUCUGGGUGGGUUUGAGCGCGACGUGUGCAAGACGUUAGAUGAUCGUGCCCUCAGACUAUCUGUUCCUGCAGGUCGCGUCAUAAGGCCCGGGAAUUAUGUUAGAUUUCCAAAAGAAGGAUGGCCUCUCGACGAUAACGGACGCAAAUUUGGCGAUCUUUACGUUCAGAUGCACAUUCAAUUCCCACCAGAUUUUUGGUUUACCGAACGCGCCGAUGUACAAACGUUGCAAAACAUUUUACCUCAAGUGGCUAAACCAUCAUUUGACGCAGACCAAUCUAACACUGAGACAGUUCAAAAAUUUGAUGUCAUUGAAUCAGCAAAUGACCUACCCCAUUAUCUCAACGAAGAAAACGAUGCACAGGGUCCUCAAUGUGCGCAACAGUAA
Lachancea mirantina is the source of this 1221-nucleotide messenger RNA. NCBI's taxonomy places the organism in Eukaryota, Fungi, Ascomycota, Saccharomycetes, Saccharomycetales, Saccharomycetaceae. The record is from the annotation of a GenBank genome assembly.